CCGCUUGCUCAUUCUCCUCCUCCUCCAUCUCCCAUCUUCAUCUUCAUCCUCUCUCGAACAUAAUCUCAUCCUUGCUCUUCUCUCCCCGUUGAAAAAAAGACAAACCACCGCAAUCAUGUCUGUCCCUGCCUUCUCCGACAUUGCCAAGCCGGCCAACGAUCUCCUCAACAAGGACUUCUACCACCUCUCGGCCACCACCUUCGAGUUCAAGGAUACCGCCCCCAACGGCGUUGCCUUCAAGGUCACCGGCAAGUCCAGCCACGAGAAGGCCACCUCUGCUGCUAUUGAGGGAAAAUACACCGACAAGCCUACCGGUACGACACCGUCAUCUCUUUCAUCGUCGUCUUCUUUGUCACCAUCCCCGUCUCCGUCACCACCGCCCAUAUUCAAGCGCAAGCCCCCGCGCAGAAAAUCAAAUCUUCCCACCCUCAGCCUCUCGCGAAUCCUUGGGCCCGCAACAGGCUGGCCGAUCGGAUUCUCGACGCUGCUCCAACCCGGCUAUGCUCAGCUGCUAAUGUUCUACUCGCACGCAGGCCUGACCCUCACCCAGACCUGGAACACUGCCAACGCCCUCGACACCAAGAUCGAGGUCUCCGACUCCCUCGCCAAGGGCCUCAAGCUCGAGGGUCUCUUUAACUUCCUCCCUGCUACUGCUGCCAAGGGCGCUAAGUUCAACCUUCACUUCAAGCAGCCCGGCUUCCACGGCCGUGCCUUCUUCGACCUCCUCAAGGGCCCCGUUGCUAACGUCGAUGCCGUUGUCGGCCACGAGGGUUUCCUCGCCGGUGCCAGCGCUGGCUACGAUGCCAACAAGGCUGCCCUGACUGCCUACAGCGCCGCCGUCGGCUAUGCUGCUCCCCAGUACAGCGCUGCCAUCACUGCCUCUGACAACCUGAGCGUCUUUGCUGCCUCUUACUACCACAAGGUCAACUCCCAGGUCGAGGCUGGUGCCAAGGCUACCUGGAACUCCAAGACCGGCAACACUGUCGGCCUCGAGGUUGCCAGCAAGUACCGCAUCGACCCCGUCUCCUUCGCCAAGGUCAAGAUCAACGACCGGGGUAUUGCUGCCCUUGCCUACAACGUCCUCCUCCGCGAGGGUGUCACCCUGGGUCUCGGUGGCUCCUUCGACACCCAGAAGCUCGACCAGGCUACCCACAAGCUCGGUGCCAGCUUCACCUUCGAGGGUUAAAAUACUCCCCCUGCUCGCUGAACUCUACUAGCACCGCCCACUCGCUAGAUCCAUCUUCUCGAGAGUUGUCCCACUCUCCACAGCUAUUGUAUCUUACAGGCUUGCAUUGCGGUGGUCUCAUGGAUGUAGAUUAUCUCAAAAUAAAAAAACAUGAAGAAUAAUGUCUUUUUUUUCAAUUC
Messenger RNA from Fusarium vanettenii 77-13-4, 1365 nucleotides. RefSeq lists its product as uncharacterized. NCBI's taxonomy places the organism in Eukaryota, Fungi, Ascomycota, Sordariomycetes, Hypocreales, Nectriaceae. The transcript has 5 exons. The record is from RefSeq and is a predicted model, not a curated record. The coding region runs from base 116 to 1186 and encodes 356 amino acids. Gene Ontology annotation, biological process: monoatomic anion transmembrane transport. Gene Ontology annotation, cellular component: mitochondrial outer membrane. Gene Ontology annotation, molecular function: voltage-gated monoatomic anion channel activity.